Rubroshorea leprosula is the source of this 583-nucleotide messenger RNA. NCBI's taxonomy places the organism in Eukaryota, Viridiplantae, Streptophyta, Magnoliopsida, Malvales, Dipterocarpaceae. The record is from the annotation of a GenBank genome assembly.
UAAAAAAGCAAUACAACGGAUAGGAGCUGUUUGUCAGGCGAUGGCAGACAGAUGAGGGAAGAGCAGGCGGCACUGGCAGCCACAGGACAGGGAUCUCGAAGAAGACCUUCUUCGAAUGUAGGCGAUCAGAAGCACCUUAGCAAAUUCUCAACGGAGAUCAAGAAGCCUCAGGACUCAGGGGAGAUGUGGGAAGGACAAGAGUUCGGCUUCAAAGGUGCAUGUUCAGAAAACCAAAUGGGUAAAGAAAGGAGGCUACGGCAAUGGAAACAAAGUCUCAGCGUUGGAGUGAGACAAAAUCCAAAUGUCGAUUUCUCACAACAGCCGCAAAGGUUCCAGAAAUCUAGAGCUUUUCCUCAUAAUGGCGACAAUGUUGAGUUAGGGGGCACAAAGGUUCCAAACCUUGCCAAAGGUUCCAGAACUUCUACCAAUGUUGUCAACUCUGUUUUCGAACUUUGAUUUCUUCCUCUUGUGAGUUUCAUGCCCAUUUUUGGAGAAUUGAAGGCAUAAUCCCAACACAAGUCAACGAUAUUCUAGAUGUAGGUAACUUUUAGAGAAAGCAAUAUAAUAGACAGAGAAGUGCCUU